CACGCCGCCAGCAGGCUGAUCUCUGGCUGCUGCUCCGCACCAAGUCCUGGAAAAUAUCCUGCGGAGCCACGUAAACACCGUUUGUUUCAUUACAUAACCAGCGAGAGACAAAAACUGCAGUAGAGUACCAGUGUUGACCAAGAGAUGUCCUGCACGCUGAAUAUGAGCGCCUCAGCCCCCCACAGGACCUUGUAACCAAUGGCAACCUCAGUCCAGACUCUUCCUCUGACCCGUGGGCCCAACAAAAACUUCCGUAACCCUUUCCCAGCCCCGCCCCUCUCCUCCCGUUGCGGCAUGGGAAGCGUAGGCAGUCUGGUGGAGAGGCCAGAUGUGUCUCCGACUAAAGGCAGCCGUGCUGUCCCCCAGGUCAGACCCAAACAGACCAACGGCCUCCUGAAGAAAGGCUUCACCCAGAGAGAGCUACUCAACUACCUCAACAUCACCAGAAAAGAGCCUAAAGCAAACCCAGGCAGUGACGGCAAGAAGGACAUUAUCUCUGGCCUCAGCUCUGUCUGUGGCCGUGAGGAGGACAAAAUAUACGCCAAGGUCUACCAUAAAGACGGCACCGAGGUAGAUUUGACAAAGAAUUCGCUGCCAAGUGGGGGCAAGUAUGAAAAGGCUCGUUUUAGAUCCUCAGCCUUCAAGCCUGUCACCCCUAAAAACUUCAGCUCCAUGCAGAACCUCUAUCCGUCUUCCAAGUCAGAGGAUGUGGACCAUGGUCUUUCCAAUGGGCUGCACAGAGCUUAUGCCCAUGUCCCUAAAGCUGUCUCCACCUCCUCUUCCUCUUCCUCGCCCUCCCGUCACGGAGGACCGACGUCUGGUGGUAACAAGGCCCUCUCCUCGGUGCGUGGGAUGAGCCAGGAGGAUGAUAACCUGUCAGACUCGGGCCAUAACUCCAUGAGCAGCCUGCCGCCGUACCGGCCUCCCUUUCGCCCACACCUGGCUCACAUCAGUGCAUCUAUGGGCCACAUCAACACCAUUGGCUCCCUGGACCGUACGUCUCUGGGCCCGAAGGCUAUGGGGUCCGAGGGCGUGGCUAUAGGGGAGAUGGCUUGUCGGAGCAUGGCAACCCUGAGCCGUCUGACUCCAUAUGGAGGGGACGCUCCACCUCCUUAUGAAUGGACACUCUCCCUGUCUGUGGAGGAAGUGGUGCGGGACCUGGAGGAGCGCCUGGUGGAGAAAGAACACGAGCUGAAACAGAUGAAAAGAAACCUGGAUGAGAGCGAGGGCGCCAUCGCUCAGGUGUUUGAAGGGAAACAGCGUCUGUGGGAGAAGGAGGUGGAGGAGCUAAAACGCCUGUAUGCCGCCAAGCUGCGUCAGGUUUCCCAGCAUGCCCAGCGUUCCCAGCGCAGCCUGCAGUUGCAGCUGUUCAAGGCCCAGCAGGAGAAGAGCCGACUGCAAGAAGAGCUCGACAGCCUGAAGAAGGAAAGGAGCCAGGAGGCUGGAGCCAUAGUAAAGCGAACCAGCCCAACCCUGGAGGAGACGCAGUGGGAGGUUUGCCAAAAGUCAGGGGAGAUUUCUUUGCUGAAGCAGCAGCUGAGGGACUCCCAGGCAGAGGUGACCCAGAAGCUGAGUGAGAUCUUCCAGCUGAAGACGCAGCUCCGGGAGACCCGCACGGAGCUGCGCAGAAGGGAGGGCCAGUUAGACGCACUAAAGCUCGUCCUGCAGGGGACACAGCGUCGCAGAUGUCCCUCUCAGAAUGCACAUGAUGAUGGGAAAGGAGCUGAAGAGAGUACUUCAGCUGGGGCCACAGGCGGGUGCGGGGGCCCUACGGAAGAACGUCUGCGCGCAGAGCUCCUGCUAGAGCGACGCCAGAGCGAGGCCCAGGCCAUGGCUUUCGAGGAAGAGAGGCACACAUGGCAGACAGAAAAGGACAAGGUCAUCCGCUACCAGAAGGAGCUGCAGGCCAGCUACUUAGAGAUGUACCACCGCAAUGAAGUGUUGGAGAGGGAACUGCACCAGCUGAGGGCGGGCAGAGAGCGAGGAGCAGGAGGAGGCGGAGGAGGGAGCAGAAAUGGGACAUUGGAAAGAGAAGUGCCAGAGCUGAGGAGUGAGAGAGCAGGAGAAAAUCAAGAGGAGAGAGCGUCCUCCGGUUUGCCGUGGAUAGAGAGGAUUGAAUCAUCUGAAAUUUGAAUGUGACAGACUUGUUUGCAAUGCAAACUGUUUUCUCCCUGACGUAUGGCAGCUAUGGAAGACCAUGUCUGCCAGGAAAAGGAAAGAAAUAAAUUUACUAAGUCAAAAUUAUGAGAAAAGUUAUGACAAAGAGAAAAUUUUAAAAUAAUAAAAAAAAUAAUUUAACUCACUGUCAAAUUAAUAAUAAAUAAUAAUUAAUUAAUCAGUCUAAAUUUUGACCUACUUUCAAAAUUAUGAGAUAAUAAGUAAAAAUAAUAAAAUUAUAGAUCAAAAUUGUGACAUACUAAGUUUAAACUCUGAGACAAGUCAAAGUUUUGAGAUAGUACGUCAGAGUUAUGUUAUAGUGGGUCAACAUUUGGCUUAAUCAUAAGCCAAAUCUCAUAAUUAUGACCCAGGAAGUCAAACAUUUUGAAUUACUGUCUCAAAACUUUGACUAAUUAUCUCAUAACUAUGAUGCAGUAAGUCAACUUUUUUUUUUCCUUUAAUGAGUAUUUUUGUUUUUAUCAUCCCUAAUUAUUCCUACAUUUUUCUUCUUUUCUCUGUGGAAAUGGUCCUCCAUAGUUCCUGCCAGCCUCUGCCGCCUCUGCACCCUUGUUGAUUGCUUAAUGCCCUUAUCCUGCAAAGGCUGGACCCAUAAGCUCGGACAGAAACGCAGUAAUUGCUGAGGAUAGCUGCACAGAAAUGCUGCGUCUGUGCUUCGUCUAUCCUUGGCAGAAGAGUCGUGUCAAUUUUGUAGAAAAUACAGCCAAACUGCAGCCAAGCACCCAGACUGUCCUGCUUAAGACUUCUGUCCAGCUAUAAACCUGUAAAUGAACAAACUGAUAUGCUGAUCUGUGGCUGUUUUGUGUUCAUUUGAUAGUUAAUUUUUGGUUUGGACUGCUGUAUAGUCUUGACAGUAAACAAAGGGAUUCAAAGGGAUUUAGCGGUGGCCCCGUAACAUCUCAGCACCUGUGUGUGCAGACAGACUGUUCUGUGGAUCCAGGGUUCACCUGGGCUUUAGGAGGAAAGCUGCAUCUCUGAGUUAAGUAUCGAGGAUUAAAACUAUCUGGUGCCAAGGUACUAAUGCUAAUUCUUUGCCAUCAAGAAAACUAUUUACCCUGCUGAAGGACCAGGAAAUGUUGGACUUGUUUUUCCUCCUUCGGUUUCCUGUCAGGUGAUAACCGAUAUAUUUUGUACAUAACUGUGAUUUUGUUUUUCACUUGAUUGGCCUUCUGUCAUUGUAUUCCAAGCACACUCUUGUCUUAAACGGGCACACUUCCAUAUCUUUUGAUUGCAGUGAAAACAAUCAAUAGAUGCAGACGAUGAAUAUGA
Molecule: messenger RNA, 3444 nt
Organism: Toxotes jaculatrix (banded archerfish)
Lineage: Eukaryota; Metazoa; Chordata; Actinopteri; Toxotidae
Gene: n4bp3
Product: NEDD4 binding protein 3
Exons: 10
Coding region: 199-2133 (644 amino acids)
Cellular component (GO): cytoplasmic vesicle
Source: RefSeq, a predicted model, not a curated record